UCAAAAUCACGCAGACAUCCUGUGGAUGUUGAACGAAGCACAACAAAGAAACUGGCAUGAUGCAUCACGUUUUGCCGUGGCCGGUUGAUCAGCAUUGUCGCUAAGAGCUCUAUUAAUUAAAUACCUAUAAACUGUUUGGAAGUCGGCAAUUUGAGUUAGUUGAGCAAUAGAUUCAAAGACACUGUACUAACAAGUUGGACGUUUUGCUAGAGUGUUAUUGAAUGCCCUUCAUUGCGGCAAGUACUGUAAUUAUGUGCAAAGGAAAUCUACCGGAGAUUAAGUUCUCAGAUGUGAAGUGCUCAUUUCGCCCUCGUACUUCACUGGGCUCUGCAAAACCAAAUCGUUAUACUUUGGAGCAAGAGGAACAGUCUGUAAUUGACUUACCAAGACCAAUAAAAACAGACUGUAGUCAUGAAAUAAAAUUGGAACAAGAUAACACAAGAAGAAAGACCAUGGCAAGCCAUUUUUUUCAAGAGGAUUUAUCUUUAGAAGCUGGUCAGUCCCAAAUCCGCCCCAAAACUGUAAAAGUCACGAGCCGGGAAAGAGCACUUUGCAACGAGUUAAUCACACUGUCUUUUGUCGAGAAUAYUAAGAAGAGCAGUGGCAAGGAACAUAAGAGAGAGAUAGUUGUGUUUCUACCGUCAGAAAAGCCAAGAAAUAAAGACGAACACAGAGACMARACAGUUCUUGUACCUUUGCCUAACAUUGGUACAAAAGACAGCCAAAAACAUKUCAAUGGUGACAAUUUCACGAAGUGCAAAACUUCGCUCCAGUAUGAUGAAGAAACAUUCGCAAAAAAAAACGCAUUGAGACACACGAUUGGUCUUCCUCUAAUCGGAAGUCCCUGUCAAGAAAAGCCGAAAAUGCCACUAAGAAGAGUUAAAAGACACGAAGACRUUGCGAGUCAUCUUCGCAGUGCUGACAAGAACUUUGAUAAACUCGAGGCAAAGGCAUUCUUGGUGUACAAUUGGAUGAAGACUCAAAAUGAACUUAAUUGAAACAUUACAAUAGGCUUUUAUUAGAAAAUUGUAAAGAGGCAGUAUUGUAAUACAAUUUUGUCAAUUUUAAAUAUUUAUGGUCACAGUGCACUAAUACAUGUGUGAUAUUUCCACUAUAGUACAUUUUACUCAGUAGAUUAAGUAAAUCCAUGAUAUCUCA
Molecule: messenger RNA, 1158 nt
Organism: Exaiptasia diaphana
Lineage: Eukaryota; Metazoa; Cnidaria; Anthozoa; Actiniaria; Aiptasiidae
Exons: 2
Coding region: 222-998 (258 amino acids)
Source: RefSeq, a predicted model, not a curated record